Ilex paraguariensis (yerba mate) is the source of this 1289-nucleotide messenger RNA. Lineage: Eukaryota; Viridiplantae; Streptophyta; Magnoliopsida; Aquifoliales; Aquifoliaceae. The record is from the annotation of a GenBank genome assembly.
AUGGACUUGAUGGAGGCUUCGAUUCUACUUCAUGUGGGAAUUGUGCUUCUUUUGCUGUGGAUACUCUCUUCAUUCAAUUGUUGCCACCCAAUCGCCUACUUUCUCUCCCUAAUCUAUCUCUAUCUGAUUUAUGAGCGAUAUGAUAUGAGAUUGCGGAGGAAAAUCCAAUUUGAGGAAAGAAGAAAGUCUAGUCGAAGAAGGGCACUUUUUGAGUCCGAAACAGUGCGUUGGUUAAACAAUGCUGUUGAAAAAAUCUGGCUUGUUUGUAUUGAGCAGAUUAUUUCCCAGAAAAUUCUCCUCCCUAUCAUACCUUGGUUCUUGCAGAAGUACAAGCCGUGGACCGUGAAGAAAGCUGUGGUUCAGCAUCUGUAUAUGGGAAGAUCUCCACCUAUUUUCACUGAAAUGAGGGUUAUUCGUCAACCUAAUGAUGACGACCACUUGGUUUUGGAAUUGGGAAUUAAUUUUCGUGCUGCGGAUGAUAUGAGUGCAAUACUUGCUGUAAAACUGAGGAAAAGAUUGGGUUUAGGAAUGCGGACAAAGUUGCAUUUGAUGGGCAUGCACAUUGAAGGAAAGGUCUUGAUUGGGUUGAAGUUCCUUCACAAGUGGCCCUUCCUUGGUCGUCUGCGUGUCUGCUUUGCGGAGCCUCCAUAUUUUCAGAUGGUUGUGAAACCUCUUUUCACGCGUGGCCUUGAUGUUACAGAACUUCCUGGGAUCGCUGGAUGGCUGGAUAAGCUUCUGGCCCUUGCCUUUGAGGAAACACUUGUUGAGCCCAAUAUGCUGGUGGUUGAUGUGGAAAAAUUUGCUUCACCCUCACCCCAGCCAGAAAGUUGGUUCUCUGUUGAUGCGAAAGAUCCCAUUGCCCAUGCGAUGGUGGAAGUUGUUGAAGCAUCUGAUAUGAAGCCAUCAGACCCAAAUGGGUUGGCUGAUCCUUAUGUGAAAGGGCAACUUGGCCCUUACAGAUUUAGGACUAAGCCGCAAAGGAAGACACGGACUCCAAAAUGGAAUGAGGAAUUCAAGAUCCCCAUCUUUACAUGGGAAUCACCUAAUGUGCUUGCUAUCGAAGUGUGUGACAAGGACCAUUUUGUCGAUGAUUCACUGGGGUCUGUUACUUUCUCCUUUUGAUAGCAGCACAGAAAAUGCACAGCUAUUUACUUUUAUGCUGUGGAAGCGAGUUUAUUCUCUAUUCUGAAUUAAGUUUACUUAAAUGAUCAUUUGAUUCAUCAAACUGUUAUUUUUCCUUUCCAUAUUUAUUCAUAAUUGCAAAGUACUGAUGUGUUUUAUAUGUUUCC